Capsella rubella is the source of this 717-nucleotide messenger RNA. Its product is annotated as DNA-directed RNA polymerases II, IV and V subunit 8B. NCBI's taxonomy places the organism in Eukaryota, Viridiplantae, Streptophyta, Magnoliopsida, Brassicales, Brassicaceae. Gene Ontology annotation, cellular component: RNA polymerase III complex; RNA polymerase I complex; RNA polymerase II, core complex. The record is from RefSeq and is a predicted model, not a curated record. Gene Ontology annotation, molecular function: DNA-directed RNA polymerase activity. Gene Ontology annotation, biological process: DNA-templated transcription. Bases 110 to 550 code for a protein of 146 amino acids. The transcript has 5 exons.
UUGAAUAUGAAAACAUAAUUUGUUUUUUUUCUUCCUCUCUCGCUUGUGCACCUCCUCCGUAACACUCUUUCCGCCGCCACUCUCUCUGUCUCUUGAGCCUCCGGAGCAGAUGGCAAGCAAUAUUAUCAUGUUCGAGGAUAUCUUCGUGGUCGAUAAGCUAGACCCUGAUGGCAAAAAGUUCGAUAAAGUUACGCGUGUUGAAGCUAGGAGCCACAACUUGGAAAUGUUUAUGCAUUUAGAUGUUAACACUGAGGUUUAUCCAUUGGCUGUUGGUGAUAAGUUCACGCUGGCUAUGGCUCCCACGCUUAAUCUCGAUGGAACCCCUGAUACCGGAUAUUUUACUCCGGGAGCAAAGAAAACGCUUGCGGAUAAGUAUGAAUACAUAAUGCACGGGAAGCUUUACAAGAUCUCUGAGCGUGACGGCAAAACUCCAAAAGCAGAGCUAUAUGUUUCGUUCGGCGGGCUCCUGAUGUUGCUUCAGGGAGAUCCGGCCCACAUUUCGCACUUUGAACUCGACCAGAGGCUCUUUCUACUCAUGAGGAAGUUGUGAGAUGCUGUUGUCUGAUUAUUAUCUGGAAACUUUGGCAUAAAACUGAAUUAACAGAGAGAGGUUUAUCUUAUGUUGAACUUUGCUAUUAUAACGUAUGCUAUAUUUAUGAAGCAACUGCUGUACAUCAACUGUGACCAGAGCUUUCAAGUUUCUACAUAUGUUUUGUC